AUGGCGAAAGGGAAGUUACGUUCACAAGGGAAGAAAUUAUCGACGGUUACGCUGAUUUUCUGGACUCUUUUCAUGCUUACACUGGUCAUUAUCUUCCUCCUUGCGCUUGGAAUUGUUUAUCUUCCUAAUACAAGCGAUGAUUCUUCAACUACAGAUCUCAGUUCCUUCAGACGCAAAACCUCUGAAAGUUUGACGGAAAGGAAGGAGCAGUGGACUGAGAUUCUUUCUUGGGAGCCGAGAGCUUUCAUCUAUCAUAAUUUUCUGUCAAAAGAAGAAUGUGAGUACAUGAUCAAUCUUGCCAAGCCUUUCAUGGAAAAAUCAAGUGUUGUUGAUAGCAAGACUGGAAAGAGUACAGAAAGCAGGGUUCGAACUAGUUCAGGAAUGUUUUUGAAGAGAGGAAAGGACAAAACUAUCCAGAAUAUUGAAAAAAGAAUUGCGGACUUUACCUUCAUACCAGUAGAGAAUGGAGAGGGACUUCAGGUUCUUCACUAUGGAGUUGGGGAGAAAUAUGAGCCUCAUUAUGAUUACUUCCUUGAUGAGUUCAACACUAAGAAUGGGGGCCAACGAGUUGCAACAGUUCUUAUGUAUCUGUCUGACGUUGAAGAAGGUGGUGAGACCGUAUUUCCUGCUGCUAAGGCCAACUUUAGUUCUGUGCCAUGGUGGAAUGAUUUAUCUGAAUGUGCUAGAAAGGGUCUAUCAGUGAAAGCAAAAAUGGGUGAUGCUCUGCUGUUUUGGAGCAUGAGGCCAGAUGCCUCACUAGAUGCAUCUAGUUUACACGGCGGUUGCCCGGUAAUUAAAGGAAAUAAAUGGUCUUCAACAAAGUGGAUGCAUCUUGAGGAGUACAAAGUUUAA
Messenger RNA from Lathyrus sativus (Indian pea), 852 nucleotides. Lineage: Eukaryota; Viridiplantae; Streptophyta; Magnoliopsida; Fabales; Fabaceae. The record is from the annotation of a GenBank genome assembly.